Messenger RNA from Papaver somniferum (opium poppy), 2310 nucleotides. RefSeq lists its product as uncharacterized. Gene Ontology annotation, biological process: snRNA 3'-end processing. Gene Ontology annotation, cellular component: integrator complex. The record is from RefSeq and is a predicted model, not a curated record. The transcript has 7 exons. Lineage: Eukaryota; Viridiplantae; Streptophyta; Magnoliopsida; Ranunculales; Papaveraceae. The coding region runs from base 1 to 2310 and encodes 769 amino acids.
AUGGGGACUUCACUAUCACUUGCAAACAGAGCUUACAAGGCAGGUAAAAAGCUGGUUUUGGAAUCUUUCCACCAGGAAUUUAUAGCAGAGAUGUUAGUAGCACUCUCAAAGCUUGCAUCCAAGUCGGUGCUCCUGAUCUCUGAACAGGUAGUCUUGCUCUUGCCAUUCCUGGUGCAACCAUCUGCAUCAUGUGUGCAAGCUGUCGCGUUAAGAUGUUUGAACUUUCUCUUGGAAGGAGGAGUCUGUCGUUUUCCUGUAAAUGCUGGUCUACUCAAAGCACUCUCGCAUAUAGUGGAUAGCAGUAACCAUUCAUUGGGUUUGCAAUGUGAAGCACUAAAUUUAUUGCGUAAGACAGUGAGACAUUCUUGCAUGGAUAUAUCUGAAUUGGUAAACUUUCUACCAUCUGUUAAGGCAGCAGCUCAAUCUCCUAUCUUAUCCAAAAGAUUAUUGGCCCUCCGUCUUCUUGUAGAUAUAUCUUGUGACCAAAGGAUGGGAAUGGAAAUGACAUCAGAUGCAAAUGAUCUUAUUCAUCUUCCAUCCUGGGUCCUUUUGUCGCUGCUAGAUCAGAUAGAGGGUCUGGUAAAGCCGGUACUAAAGAGUUGUCGCACUACGUCUGAAGUGGAGCAAGAAUGUCGAAGCUUGCUCUAUCUAAUAGUUAGUCUGGUUAAGGAACACCCGUCAUUUGGUGUUCUUGUUCUUGACAAAAUUAGAUUAUUCAUAGAACCAAUGAUGGAUUUGUGCACAGAAAACUCGGAAACAGCAGUUGUGUCGUCUUCUCUUCGUGAUACUGUGAUGUUUGAUGUAGGAAGGCAUGUUCGUGUUGCAUUCAACCUUAUCUCCUGCGUAUAUAAAGUUGUGGAGUCUGGCGCAACACUUGAUGUAGCUAGUGCAAUUACUUCUCAGCUGCACCAGUCAAUGAAGCUUCUGCUCAAUGUCAUACUCCAAAGCAGCUUAUUUACUCAGGACAUCCACACCGUCCACUUAUUAUUCUUACACUCUCAUGUGAUGGGGACUUAUUCAGUGAAUGAUGAUAAUGGAAUCUAUACCGCUGCAGAAGAGUUGAGUAUAGCUAAUACUGAUUACAGGUUUCAGCAUGAGAGAGUUGUUGUUGAGUAUAUGAAAAAAAUGAUAGCAGGAAACGAUAAUUGGUCCGUCUACAGAUUUGCACAAUGGGCGGUCCAAUCAGAGUCCAAUGUUAACUGGUUAAAAUCCCCGACUCUAUUUGCUCAAGCUGAAAGCACUGUCCUUCUGCUUAAUUUCCCAAAACAAGUAAGUGAGGUCAAGGUUGCACCUUGUACGAGUGCUUUACCCGCUUGGAAUGCUGACUAUCAGAAUUACAUUGGAAGCCUUACAGAAGCUUGCACUGGCAUACGCGCUGCAAGCGAAGUAUUGGGAUGUGCUACCACAUUCGAUCAAACCUUUUAUUUCCAAAAGUGGUUUUUGGACUUAAGAGCCAAGUUUUUAGAAGCUGCUCUUGAUAUUCUGAGAUUUUUGGGUUCUGAUACAUGCAACAAUGCGAAUAUUUGCCGCAAAACAUCAGUCUCGUAUGUAGGUAAUUCUGAGGCUGAGGAAACUGCACCUGAUUUUCGUUUGUUGGUAUAUUUCUUGACACGAUUCUCAUUCCGAGUGAAUAGGUUGGUUCGGGAAUUUGAUCUUCUAGCUACGUCUUUCAUUGGUAUGGACACUGAAAGUUUCAUGACCGUUUCAAGUCUUGCUCUAAAUUGCUCAGUACUGGCCUUUUGUACAGGUUUUAUUCUCUACCAUCCAAACCUAUAUGAGAAAUCUAUGGUCCGUGAUUUGGAGAAUUUGAUGAAGUGUUCGCAUUCAACGCUGCUAAAAGAUGCAAUCAAGAGGUUACAACAUGUAAAUGAGGAAACAAGUACAAAGUUAAAGGUGCUGUUGACUUCUAUUGAAGAGCCAAAGAGCUGCUUCCACUUGCAUCAAAAAACGUUUCUAUAUGGAUCUGGAUUCAGAGAACGAGAAAGUUUGGUUGUUUCAAGGAAUGCUGUAAAGGAAGUACUGCAUCUUCAAGAAGAGGCAAGUAAAAUGAACUGUAAGGGCAUUCUAGGCCAAGUGUCGAAAGCAGGGGUGCAACUACUGAGCGGCAUACUUAUUAAGUGGAUGCAAAUAUCACUUCAGACUCCAAAAUGCUUUUUUCAAGUAAGGCCUUGCCCUGGUGCAGAAUUGUUCACCUGUAGUGCUGAUAACAGAAAAUCUAAUGAGAUAUCUGUUUUGCCUGGCUCCCAUCUGUCUCUAAAUCUCUGUCUCCAAAUGAAAAAUGUACCUGAGUACUCACGAAAUGGGUACUAG